This is a messenger RNA of Haemonchus placei, 456 nucleotides long. Lineage: Eukaryota; Metazoa; Nematoda; Chromadorea; Rhabditida; Trichostrongylidae. The record is from the annotation of a GenBank genome assembly.
AUGGCUGGAAAAUUACGAUUUCUUGACAAUCGCGAAGAUGAGCAAACUCGGGGAAUCACAAUGAAAGCAAGUGGAAUCUCACUAAUUUACGGUCCGAUGCUGGUGAAUCUAAUGGAUAGUCCUGCAGGUCACGUCGAUUUUGCGUCGGAAGUGACAUCAGCCUUGUUAUUAUCAGAUAUAGCUUUGCUCUUAGUUGAUGUGGUUGAAGGUGUAUGCUCACAAACAGAAGUCUUACUACGGCAAGCGAUUACCCAUGGUCAAACUGUUAUCCUUGUUAUCAAUAAGAUGGAUAGAUUACGAGUAGAAUUGAAAAUGGACGCGGUCGAAGCUUAUACUCACAUUGUUCGUUUACUGGAAGCUGUAAAUAGCUGCGUUAGUCAGGUUAGUGAGCAUAACAUAACAGUAAGUUCCUCAAUAUCUUUAUUUUACUUUUUGUCGCUGAAGUCCCCUCUGUGA